Messenger RNA from Ooceraea biroi (clonal raider ant), 2416 nucleotides. RefSeq lists its product as uncharacterized. Gene Ontology annotation, biological process: sensory perception of smell; detection of chemical stimulus involved in sensory perception of smell. The record is from RefSeq and is a predicted model, not a curated record. Gene Ontology annotation, cellular component: plasma membrane. NCBI's taxonomy places the organism in Eukaryota, Metazoa, Arthropoda, Insecta, Hymenoptera, Formicidae. Gene Ontology annotation, molecular function: odorant binding; olfactory receptor activity.
UAGAGAAAAAUUAUACAAUUUUAUAUAAUGUUAUAUGAUUAUAUAAUUCGCAAUUGCUCCUAUAUGCGAGAUGAAGUUUGACGAACCGUUACAAAAUAGUUUGCAGUCAAACGUAACUCAAUACCCACAGGAUCAUGUAUAAAACGAGUAUCUUGGUCCAAGAAUAUUUCAGCUUGAAUAGGAUUGCAUUACUCGCCGUUGGCUUGUGGCCUUAUCAACAAUCAAAGUUUGCUCCAUGUCAGGCAGCAUUGUGUUUUAUUCUUUUCACAAGCUCUGUCAUAUUCUUGCUUUCAAGGCUUUGUUUUGUAGAAUAUUCCUUUGACUUUACUAUUCACUUGCUUUCUGUAUCAACGUAUUAUACUUUCGUUCUGAUGAAUUAUAUCUCCUUUUGGAUUAACAUAAAAACUAUAAGAUAUAUAUUGGAGCAAUUGCAAUAUAUCUACAACAGACUAAAGGAUUGGAAAGAAAUUGCUAUCUAUAACAAAUAUGGAAACAUUGCAAAACGACUAACACUCGCCUGUAUAAUAAUAGGAAUAUGCAAUCAAGCUCAUCUUAUUGUAAUGCAAUGUUGGCCAUACAUUUGUGAUAUGAUUAUGCCCAAAAAUGUGACCUAUGCGCGCCACCUCAUAAUAACUGUGACUACAUACUUCGCCGUACAGGAAAGAUAUUUCUAUUUGUUGCUCCUAUAUCUAAACGCAGUUUGUACUGUAGGAACAGUUGCAAUCUUAGCGGUAGGAACAAUGCUGGUAUCAUGUUUCAAACAUAUCUGUGGAAUGUUGAGAAUUGCUAGCUACCGCUUUGAACAAGCAAUAACUGCGACGUUACAAAGUAUUACCAAAAAAAAUGAAACCAUGAUUUACAAGGAGUUCAUCUAUGCCGUGGACACUCAUCGCAAAGCUAUGGAGAUUGCCAAAAGUUUUGUGGGCGACAUGGAACGAUCACUUUUCAUUGUUACAAUGAUUACUGUGAUUUGUAUGAGUUUGAAUCUUUAUGCCAUAUUGCAAGUUGAGUCACUUAUGCAAGAAAUAGAUAAGAUAUUAGGAUAUCUUGUUACUAUCAUUUGUCUUUUUAUAUAUAUGUUUGUAACCAACUAUGCUGGACAGGAAAUUACGGAUUGUAAUAAUCAUAUAUUUCUUACGGUAUACAAUGCUCCAUGGUACUUAGUACCGUUGAAGAUACAGAAGUUGAUCUUGUUUUUAUUACAAAGAAAUAACAAAGCUUUCACAUUGAAUAUCGGUGGAUUAUUCACAUUAUCUGUAGAGAGCUUUGCUUCGCUAGUAAGUGCAUCAGUAUCUUAUUUCACUCUUAUGCUAUCUCUCCAAGACUAACGGAAGUAUCCCAGACAGCGCAAAAUGUCCUCAGGAUCAUCCUGAAUAUGUUCAGGACGAUUCAGGAUAUUUCGAGGACGUUUUAAGAUAUGAUACUAAAUUUGUUUUUAUGAAAAUUUAAUAUGCAUUUAUAAUUAUUUUCAAUUAUGUAGAAUAUUUAACAUAAUGUAGAAAUUUUGAGUAUUGUAAUAAAAUAUAAAUAACCCAUAAAUAUCCACUGGAUAACCACAGGAUGUUUGUAAAAUAUCUGGCCUGUCUAUAUUAUGUCAGAUAGCUUACAACGUCGUAAAAUUAUCCUAAACACAUCCAGGAUAUCCUGAGAUAUUCCUCAGUAUUUCCUUCCAAUGUGGAGAAAAAGAUAAAUUCUGAAUUAGUACAGCCAUUUCAGCUGAAAAAAGCAUAUCUAUUUCAGAAUUUCCUCCUUGAAAUGUACGAAAAAUAUCCCAAAUAUAUCCUAUGAAAGUCCUUAGGAUAUUUCACAGGAUCCUUAACAUCCCAGGCAGCACAUGUUAGUCUAAUAUAUGUUUCUUAGACGUAUCUAAUGUCUAAUUCGUCUAAACAUUCCAUUGAUUCCUCGUAAACACUGCAAUACUGACCCCCAUUCUAAAUCUUCUAUUAUAGCUGGCAUCAUGCAUAUAACAGCCUCGUCACAAUAAAUGUGGAGGAGCUGUACAACAAAUAUAGAGUAGUGAUAUAUGUGCAAAUUACACAUAACAUAUGAAUAGAAAUAAUACAAGAUUGCAUUGCUACUUAGCGAUAAAAAUGGAACCUUUAUAAAAUUUUAACAAGCUGCUACGUUAAACAAAUGAUUAGAUUGGAAUUCAGUUGCAAAAUUAUAUAUGUAUAUAUAAAAUAUAUGUGCAAGAAGUAAUAUUCUUGUUCGUUGAAAUUCGUAUUAAAUUUUAAUUAAAUGUUAAUUUAUUAUAAUUAUUAUAAUUAUUUGAUCAUGACUUGGUUAAAUAUCAAGUGCUAUAACAAAGUUGGCAUUAAUGUAUACUUGACAGCAUAAAAUAAUAACAUAUUUCGAUAUUUAAAAGUAGUAAUUCUUGAUUCUUCUGAGUUAAUUCAAAUGCAUAAAAAUACCUGUA